This is a messenger RNA of Daldinia childiae, 990 nucleotides long. Its product is annotated as Dehydrodolichyl diphosphate syntase complex subunit NUS1. The record is from RefSeq and is a predicted model, not a curated record. Gene Ontology annotation, molecular function: ditrans,polycis-polyprenyl diphosphate synthase [(2E,6E)-farnesyl diphosphate specific] activity. The transcript is spliced from 3 exons. Bases 1 to 990 code for a protein of 329 amino acids. Gene Ontology annotation, cellular component: dehydrodolichyl diphosphate synthase complex; endoplasmic reticulum membrane. Lineage: Eukaryota; Fungi; Ascomycota; Sordariomycetes; Xylariales; Hypoxylaceae.
AUGUCGUUCACUUCUAAGGAUACGAAACUCUAUCGAGAGGACGAGAGGGCCGGGCAUAAGAAGCUCGGUGCAAAAGAGCGGGAAAAGCUCGUGCAGAAUUAUCUACCCUCUCCGCCCAAUCGAUCACCGAGUCGGAGUCGCAAGAGGAAGCGGGAGACGUCCCACUUUGGUGUUAGGAAAUUCCUUAAGUCGCAGCUCCAUGCAUUGCUAUACAUCAUUGUACACGCAAUAUUCUCCGUUUAUAUCCGAAUUCGCACAGCCUACCAUGCCGUUACCCUUCGAGUCCUUUCCAUACUCAGACACCAUCAUAACACUCCAGAUUAUGUCCGAAGAGACGUUAGCGUAUACAGAAGGUUGCCUAAGCACGUUAGUAUAAUAUUGACAUUGGAAGAUGGUGGAAGAGCUGGGGAUGCCUUGGAAAAGCUCAUCAACGAAGCUUCUGAGGUAGCAGCAUGGUGUGCUUCGGCAGGUAUUCCUCGAUUAUCUGUAUACGAGAGAACAGGAAUACUUAAACGCUAUAUGCCUCAGGCACAUCGUGCCUUAGCACACAAGCUGAAGGGCUGGUUCGGAAAGCACCAAGCUCCGCCGCUGUCCCUCAUUACUCGUGGAGCCUCACCUAUUCAUUCUGUAAAUCGACUGUCUUAUGGACAAGACCAGGUUCCGCUAGAGGUCAUACUUGUCUCCGAAGAUGACGGCCGUGAGGCCAUGGUAGAUCUUACCAAGGUUCUAGUUCAUAUGGUCCAGCAAGAGAAGAUAUUGGCUGGCGACAUUACAUUGGAUGUUCUCGACCAUGAGUUAUCUGAAGCCGUUAUGCCAGAGCCAGACCUACUCAUCUCAUUUGAGCCUUACGUUGAUCUGCAAGGAUAUCCACCAUGGCCAAUUCGGCUGACUGAGAUCUACUGCGCGCCUGAUAACCAGGGCGUAGCAUAUCAAGUAUUCCUCCAAGGUUUACAGAAAUAUACGGAAGCAACCUUCAAACUUGGAAAAUAG